UAUGAACAGAGAAGGCGGGGCUUCUGCUCUCCGUGGCCCCUCCCUCUGCUGCAGAAUGACGCUCCUGUCAUUUUCCCCUUUUUCUUUGGCUGAGUUAGCCAGCUGGGCUGGAUCUUUAAGCAUAGGGUAAAAACGGGCGGUGUGAGAGCCGUGUUUACAUUUUUCCCCCCUCUCAUACGUUUUGCACCACCGGGCAGUGUCACCGGAGGAUAGCAGGACGCUGAGGCCGUGGAUGAGCAUCACGUGGAGGCGUCAAAGACGGAACUUUGAAGGAGCUCUGCUGUCUUUAUCCACAGGUCGGAGGCAUGAGCGGGAGAGUGGGAGACCUGAGUCCUAAACAGGCUGAGGCGCUGGAGCAGUUUCGAGUACGGGUACAAGAUAUUCUUCCUCAACUUCCUGCACAGCAUGACCACUUCCUCUUACGUUGGCUCAGAGCCAGGAACUUCAAUAUCCAGAAGUCUGAGGCAAUGCUGCGAAAGCAUUUGGAGUUCAGGAGACAGAUGAAAGUAGACACAAUAAUCACUGAGUGGCGUCCACCAGAGGUAAUCGAGAAAUAUCUGUCAGGAGGCAUGUGCGGUUAUGACCGCGAGGGCAGCCCCAUCUGGUACGAUGUCAUCGGACCCGUAGAUCCUAAGGGCCUCUUUCUGUCUGCCUCCAAGCAAGACUUCAUCAAGUCCAAGAUCAGAGACUGCGAGGUGCUUCAGAAGGAGUGUAACCUCCAGUCGGAGAGACUGGGGAAAAACGUGGAGUCGAUCACAAUGAUCUACGAUGUUGAAGGUCUGGGCCUGAAGCACUUAUGGAAACCAGCUAUAGAAACAUAUGGAGAGAUCCUCCAGAUGUUUGAAGACAACUAUCCAGAAGGGCUGAAGAAACUGUUUGUUAUCAAAGCCCCUAAAAUCUUUCCUGUGGCUUACAACCUCGUCAAGCACUUUCUGAGUGAGGCCACGCGACAAAAGAUCUGCAUCCUGGGAGCCAACUGGCAGGAGGUCUUAUUGAACCACAUCGAUGCCGAGGAGCUGCCGGCGAUAUACGGGGGUAAACUGACGGAUCCUGACGGAGACCCUCGCUGUCGCAACAAGAUAAACCAUGUUGGACCAGUUCCUCCCUCCUACUACGUGCGAGACCAUGUGAAGGUGGAUUACGAGCAGUCUGUGACCAUCAGCCGAGUUUCUUCAGAGCAAGUGGACUUUGAGAUCUUGUUCCCCGGCUGCGUUCUCAGGUGGCAGUUUGCCAGUGACGGUGGAGACAUCGGAUUUGGGGUCUUUCAAAAGGCCAAAAAGGGUGAAUGGAAGAAGGCGGCUGAGAUGGAGGAAAUCGUGCCCAGUCAGCGAUACAAUGCCCACUUAGUACCCGAGGAUGGCUCACUGACCUGUGAGCGUCCAGGAGUCUAUGUGCUGAGAUUCGACAACACCUACAGCAUCUUCCAGGCCAAACGCAUCAGCUACAGUGUUGAGGUCCUGCUUCCUGAUCAUUUACAGCCCGCGCAGAACAACGGGAAGUCUGGCGACCACGUGGAAGUGGAGUGCGACAGUCAGUUAUAACAAAGAUGAUGUCAUCAGAUCAGCGAUGUUUAGCCGCUCAGAAAGCACAGCCUGACAUACUUGAUUUGAACAUGUCGUGUGGAUUAAUAGUGUUAUAUCUCAGUGCUGGGUGACUCGUAUUCAUGUGGCAUCUAUUUAGAAACUCCACCCACUCUCCUCUCCGACAUCACGGAUCCCAGAUUUUCAGCCCAUUUUAUCUUUACUCAGCACUGGUGUUUCAAACAGGCGCCAAAUAAAUGAGCUGGUUAUACCACAGCGUGAUACGGUGUAAACAAACAGCUGAAACCAGUAAUGUUCAAUUAGUAUCAAACUUUGUCCAUGUGCAAGGAAGUAUUUUCUAUAGAUGCAGUAAAAUUAAAGUAAAACUCUAAAUAUUUGAAUUUAUUGCAAAAUGCACUAAAUUUUGUGCUAUUUGUCCUUUUUUUGAUUCAUCAUUUAUCAGCUGUGCCUCUAGUGAUCACGCUUUCCCUGAACAUACACUGUCAUGUCAAAAAGAACAUUUCACAGGACUCUGCAGUGAAAACUAAGAAUCGCGUCAUUCAGUAGCUCAUAGAACCACCUUCAGCACCGUCAUUACUUCAGCUCGUUGACAUCUGCAGGUAUUGGUUUAUGCACAGCUCUCCUAAGGUCCUGUAACAGCAUCUCAGUCAGGUUGAGGUCUGGAUAUUGACCGGACCAUUGCAGCACCACGAGUCUUUUCUUUUUCAGCAUUCUGUUGGAGAUUUGCUGCUGCGCUUGAGCUCAUUGCUUUCUUUUUCACAUGACUGUGUUAACAAUCAACUUGCAUUCACAAAAAAAAACAAAAAACGCUUUCAUCUGAAUAUGUUUUUCAAAGAAUUGCAUUAAUGUAAUUUAUUAUAUAAUUUAAUAUUUAAGUUUUAAGUCCAAGACUAAAAAUAUGAAGGCAGAAAUGAAUAUAAUAAGUCCUCUUGUUUGGUAAAAUAUACAGUAUAUAUUAUUCCUGCUAUUCCAGUGAGUGAAUCGUGUUAGUCUGACUCAAAGCUGUACUAACACAGCUGUGCAGAAAUAAAAAUGGAAUAAUUGUAA
Molecule: messenger RNA, 2588 nt
Organism: Maylandia zebra (zebra mbuna)
Lineage: Eukaryota; Metazoa; Chordata; Actinopteri; Cichliformes; Cichlidae
Product: SEC14-like protein 2
Cellular component (GO): cytoplasm
Source: RefSeq, a predicted model, not a curated record